Molecule: messenger RNA, 3267 nt
Organism: Stereum hirsutum FP-91666 SS1
Lineage: Eukaryota; Fungi; Basidiomycota; Agaricomycetes; Russulales; Stereaceae
Exons: 11
Coding region: 1-3267 (1088 amino acids)
Biological process (GO): endosome organization; vesicle-mediated transport; intracellular protein transport
Cellular component (GO): HOPS complex; endosome
Molecular function (GO): protein-macromolecule adaptor activity; protein binding
Source: RefSeq, a predicted model, not a curated record
AUGACUUCAUCUCUGAGUUCUGGUGCAGCAGCACCAGCCUUCAAACAAUUCGCGUUCUUCGACGUCGUACCAGUCAAGGAUACACACGACUUGGGAGAGAGCCCACAUCUCCUACGAAGCGCCAACGAAAUAUCCACAGUCUGCCCUUCAUCCUACGGGAUCCUCGUUGCGGACAUCCAUGGGAGUUUACACGUAUUGAACAAGGAGUUUGAACCUGCCAUGAGUUGGAUUGCGCAUGUUGGAGGACGGGUGACGCAUAUGGUAGAGCGUCGGGGUUUUUUGAUCACGCUCGGGGAAGAGGAUGCAGUGAGGCAACCACUAUUGAAGGUGUGGCAUUUGGAGAAGACAGACAAGAAUGGUUUUCCGUUACUCCUGCGGUCCAUUAAGGUCCAGCACAGUAACCGCCCCCAUCCAGUAUCAGCCAUGGCCCUCUCCGCUACACUCUCAUACCUUGCCAUCGGUCUCGCGGACGGCACUGUCCUCCUCUACCGCCACCUUGACCAAUCCAUCUUCUCCACCUCUACCUCUCUCACCGCCCUCCCCAAACCACGCGUCAUCCACGAAUCGCCCACAGAACCUAUCACUGGCCUCGGAUUCAAAGAACCUACACCGGACGCCCCAAAUGUUCUGCAUCUCUUUAUUGUCACGACGAACAGUGUCCGGUCAUAUCAGGUCUCGGGAAAGGGAAGUGGAGGCACACCGAGCGAGGUAUACGAAGUUGGUGCGGCGGUGGGAUGUGCCGUUAUGGAUUGGAAGGCGCAGAACCUAAUUGUGGCGAGAGACGAGGCGGUCUUCAUAUGUGGCAUUGAGGGCAGGGGAGCGUCGAUUGCGUAUGAAGGUCACAAGUCAUCGGUCCAUACGCACCUAAACUACCUAGUCAUCGUCUCUCCUCCAUUCGUCCCAACCGCGACUUCAGCGUCCGCCACCGUACGGAAUCUAUGGCGUAAUGAAUCCAUUUCAGGGAACGCAGAUCUCACCAAGGUCACCGUCUUUGAUCUCGAGAAUAAGUUCGUCGCGUAUUCUGGUGCGUUCCAGGAGGGUGUGCGUCAGGUCAUCUCGCAGUGGGAUCAAAUAUACAUUCUUCCGAACGACGGAAAGCUCGUCAGUCUACGGGAGAAACCGACCGGAGAGAGGUUGAACCUCCUAUAUGGGAAGUCACAAUAUCUGACCGCGCUGAACAUGGCCAAAACGCAACGACUGGACGAGUCGAGUCUGGCGGAUAUACAUCGGCAGUUCGGCGACAGUAAUUAUAGUAAGGGAGAUUACGACGGCGCAAUGCAACAGUACUUGCAGACAAUCGGUUACGUCCAGCCAAGCUAUGUCGUCCGGAAAUUUCUCGACGCUCAACGGAUACACAAUCUCGUCACUUACCUCCAAGAACUACAUAACCUUGGCGUGGCAAAUUCGGACCAUACGACCCUUCUACUCAACACGUAUACAAAGCUCAAAGACGUGGCCCGCCUGGAUAGCUUCAUCAAGACAGAGUCGCGGCGUUCGCCCUUAGGGGAGAACGACGCUCAAGAGGAGAAGGAUGAGCUCCCUUUUGAUCUGGAUACUGCGAUUCGGGUGUGCAGGCAAGCGGGAUACUUUGAGCAUGCAGGGUAUCUGGCGAAGAGAUGGGAGAGGCACGAAGAUUAUCUAAGGAUACAGGUUGAGGAUGCGGGAAAUUUCGCCGAUGCACUGGCAUACUUGCGAAAAUUGGGCCCACAGGCGGCCGAGCACAGUCUUGCGAGAUACGGACGCGCUAUGCUCGACGCUUUGCCCAACGAGACCACCCAACUCCUCAUCGACAUAUGCACAAGCACAACCCCUCUCACCUUUGAUCCUGAAGACCGACCAACGUCUCCCGUUAAGCAGGCCACGGCCACUUCGACGACCGCAUCAUACCUGUCUUACCUCGCCAUCAGCCGUGGGGCAGCCCCCAUCGCCCCUUCACCAGUUGUCGCCUCAGAUCUACCGCAACCCUCCUCUGCAUCGACUAUCACGGCCACUACUGUCAAGCCAUCAUUGGAGACUGCCCGCAAGGACAGCAUAAUCGAUGGAUCGAGGGAUUCCACGCCACCGCCACCUUCAGCUACCAGCACGAACGGUACCACAACAGGCCUGUUGUCGACUUCGAAACCACAGACUCUGUCCGUCAAACGGCCCUCACCUCGGCUCUACUUUCCCAACUUUGUGGGCCACCGAGAACAGUUCGUCGUGUUCUUGGAGGCCGUCGCCCUAAAACGGUGGGGCCAGACAAUGGAUGAGAACGUGACCUUGCCAAGCUCUGUGGACGAGGAGCCGGACUUUGAUGAACAGGCAGAGAGGAAGGAUCAGGAAGCGGUUUGGAAUACGCUGCUGGAGCUCUAUCUUACAUUGUCAGGUGUUGGAGAGGCGGGAUCGGAGGGACAGGUGCAGAGGAAGGGGCAGGGGAAGAGUGCUAUGGGCGACAAGGCACUGAGGCUCCUGAAGGACGACAAGAUCCCCUAUGAUCCUACUCAUGCGCUCAUCCUCUGUUCCACCCGAAAAUUUACCUCUGGUCUCGUCCUGCUCUGGGAACGCUUAGGAAUGUACGAAGAUGUGCUCAGGUUCUGGAUGGAUAAGGAUCAAGAUCCAACGUCUGCGGCUGAGGCUUCGGGAGAGGUGAUGAGGUGUUUGGAGAAGUAUGGCCCGAAGAACAAGUAUCUUUAUCCGUUGGUGUUGAGGUUUUUGACGAGUUCGGGAGAGGUGAUGUCGAGGCAUAAGGAGGACUUGAGGGAGGUAUUGGAUGUGAUCGAUCAGGAGACGAUCAUGCCGCCGUUGGCUGUUGUGCAGGUGUUGAGUAGGAAUGGGGUAACGAGCGUAGGGCUUGUGAAGGACUGGCUGAUGGGCAGGAUUAAGGAAGCGAGAGACGAGAUCAACACCGACCAACAACUUAUCGCGUCGUACCGUGGAGAGACGGAGACAAAGCUCAAACAAGUCAAAGAGCUUUCCGAUCCAGAUCAUCCAAGAGUAUUCCAUGUCGCGCAGUGUUCGCGUUGUGGAGGCCAGCUCGAUCUCCCGAGUGUGCAUUUUAUGUGUAACCACUCGUACCACCAACGAUGUGUCGCCGAACACGAGACAGAAUGCCCGAAUUGCGCUCGCGCCCACGGCGUGAUACGCGAAAUCCGCAGGAAUAACGAGAAGCUAGCGGAUCAGCACGACCUGUUCCUUGCGGAUGUGAAAGACAAUGGGUUCAGUGCGGUGGCUGCGGGCUUCGGGAGGGGCGUACUGAACGCGACUAGGUUGGAGAAUGUGGUUUCGUAG